UAUCAGAGCUGCCUACCGGAGGAGUGGAAGAGUUGCAAUCACUUGCCCACUCUGGCUCUGGUUUCCAAAUCAGCACCUCCUUCUUCUCGGCUUCCUUCCUCCUAUCCAAUCACCUUACAAAUAAGUUGAAAUCGGUUGUUUCUAAUUCAUUCUUUAUGUUACUUUAGAGAAGCCCCAGUUCUUGAUCCGAUUUCCUGGAAGGUUCAGACGCCCUCAAUUCGCCUAUUUAUGCCCUUCGUUGCUGUAGUUGGUGUCAGUGGAAGAAACAAUUGUAUCAGUGCGGGAGGUUUCCUUGCUCACCAGCCUUCCGUGCUGAUUACGCUGGUGCUUUGAGUUCGAUCCGUGAAUUUACCAUUGUUGUGGCUUUGUGUGCUGCCUCUCUUAUGGCUGUCAACCGCCGCACGGGGGUUGCUCCGGUGCUUGGUGAGGAUAUUGAGAAAAUACUUCAAGAAGCACAACAUAGGUGGUUGCGACCAACAGAAAUUUGUGAAAUCCUACGAAACUAUCAUAAAUUUUGUAUUGCACCAGAGCCACCAAAUAAGCCUACUAGUGGUUCUCUAUUUCUUUUUGAUCGUAAGGUAUUGAGAUAUUUCCGGAGGGAUGGACAUAAUUGGAGGAAGAAAAAGGAUGGAAAGACUGUCAAAGAAGCACAUGAGAAGUUAAAAGCUGGGAGCAUAGAUGUUUUACAUUGCUAUUAUGCUCAUGGUGAAGACAAAGAGGGCUUUCAGAGGAGGAGUUACUGGAUGUUAGAGGGGGCGUUAAUGCACAUUGUACUUGUUCACUACCGUGAAGUCAAGGGUAGCAAAGCAAGCUUUAUUCAGCAAAAAAAGGAUGCGGAAGCUGUGAGGAACUCAGAAUUUGAUAGCCCUGCAUCUUCUAAUUCUUCUGCUAAUCCUAGUCACGUGCCUUCACAAUUUAGUGGUUACGGAAGUCGUAAUGGAACACAACAAUCAGAAUAUGAAGAUGCCGAUUCAUUGUAUCUAAAGCGAAGUUCGAUACAUCAAAUAAUUGCCAGACAAGUUCCAGAUACAACUCUUUCCCUGAGAUGCAGCGGUAUGGGCCUUGGAUGAGUGUUCAACAUCCCAGUCUUUGUGCUCCAGUUCUAACUCAAAAUGACCAAUGCAAGAUUGACAUCUUCUACUUAAUAUUUUUCUCGCAUUAUUGAGGGAUGAAUUUGGAUAUGCGGCUAAAUUCUGCCUGGUGACUAUCAGAGACUACAGGCUCUAAUGCCUUAUUUCAAAUCUUUCAUAGUUGCUCGAGAGGUUGCGACCGAAGUUGUAAAUGAAUCUCAUGCUGAAUUAACUUAAGCUUCAUUUGGGACGGCUUUUUUACUGCUGCUUGAAGCAGCUUUCUAGUAAAAAAAUUUCGAAAGCUGCUUCAAGAAGUAAAAAAGUCUUCCCAAACGAAGCCUUAAACUAGUUCCAAUACAAAGGCCGGUGUGAGAUUCUGGAAUGUUAUCCAACAGUGUUCAGGGGCCUAUCUUUUGAAGUCUGUUGCUACUGCAUGGGCUGCUACACCAGCAAAUAGUUUUGAGCUAAAUUCUUUCAGGCUUCAGUGAAUUGUCAGAAAUGACCUUAUUGCUGAUGAGGAAGAUGGUACAACAUUUAUGGGCAAUGUAGUGUGACAUGUAUAUUGGUUUCUCUUACGAUGAAAAGAUUGUGAGGGGAACAAACUCCAUUUCGUAUUUUUUUAGUUAAAUGAAAAUUUCCAGAACGUUGUUAGCAA
Messenger RNA from Dendrobium catenatum, 1725 nucleotides. Its product is annotated as calmodulin-binding transcription activator 3. Gene Ontology annotation, molecular function: double-stranded DNA binding; transcription coregulator activity. Gene Ontology annotation, biological process: regulation of transcription by RNA polymerase II. Bases 384 to 1070 code for a protein of 228 amino acids. The transcript has 7 exons. NCBI's taxonomy places the organism in Eukaryota, Viridiplantae, Streptophyta, Magnoliopsida, Asparagales, Orchidaceae. The record is from RefSeq and is a predicted model, not a curated record. Gene Ontology annotation, cellular component: nucleus.